UCUCAACCGGAAAACGAACCCGUUUCCAUGGAAACUCCUUUCCUCCCGCGCUCAACGUCAGGAGUGUGAAAGGAAUAUUUGCCCGGGUGCAAACCGAAGUUCGUGGAGUGGAGCGUUCCGCUUCCUAACAGGGUGCGAGAGUCAUCGUGGAGAAAGGCCCGGGUUUAAGCGAGGGGUUUUAUUAUGUGUGUAUGGGGAAGGGAGGCCGUAGUUUCCUGCACUGACCGUCCUUUUCUUGUGUGAAGGCCGUAGUUUCCUGCACUGACCGUCCUUUUCUUGCAGGUCAACCUUCUGAAUAUGCACGGCAAGUGCCCCUUCUGCCCGGCGUGGCACCUUCCUCGGGGACUGGCCCUGGGACCGUCGCUGUCCUCGGAGAAGGGCCUGGGAGUAUGGUGUGUGGGGCACGCUCUGGAGCCGGGAAUGUCGCUGCUUCUUGGGCAGCAGGUCGAAGAACAGAAGGCGGACGCUUCCUUGUCGGUGAGCUUCAGACAGCGGGCAAGAGCGACAGGCAUGUCCAUUAUCCAGUUGGAAAGAGGCAUCUGCUUGCAAUGGAAUAUCCAGCUGGAAGAGCCUGGUGAAGCAAAGCCGUGUUGAAGAUGAAGCCAAUGUAAUGUUGGAAUGGAUAAAUGGGGAACUACACAUCAAAGUCUGCUGUCCAGUUGAUGUGGGCAGCGAACUGCUAUGCUGGUUAAUUGAAUCACAGGACAGUCCUAAUUGUCUGAAAAAUAAUAUCCUAGCACAUACCUCAGAUGGGGAGCUUGAUACAGAAAAGAAAACACUGCAAAAAAUGCCAGUAAUAACCACAACCAAGACCAGAGAUUUAGAAGAGGAAACUUUGCUUCAAAAAGAGGAUAUUGUCCAGGAUUCUUCUGCAGGUAUUCCUGGUAUUUCCAAGUUUGCAGGACAGGAGUUGAAGGACAGAACCCGCUGUGUUUCUAUGUUGAAUAAGAAGUUACAGAUGGAACAGAUUCUUGGCUUAGAUGUCAAUCUCAAGAAAAGCAGUAGAAGUUCUUCCUUGCAAAUUGAACAAUGGAAUACUAAAAUAAAGAGUAGAAAUAAUAAACUUUCAAACAAACAUCCUGUUUCCAAGGAUGAUGAAGGCAAAGAAGAUUCUCAGGAAGAGCAGAUGGCUGAGAUAAAGUCAGAUGCCACAUUGGCUGAAACCUGUUCAAACCGAACACCACGCAGUGCAGUUUGUAUCAGUGCCGUUUUGACUGAUAAUGUAGAGCCAUUAAGGAAAGAAUCUUGUGCUGAAAGAAUCCCAAAUGGAUAUCUUCCAAGUGUACCCAAAGACAGGGCAGAGAAUCCUAGACAAGAGGAACAGUCACAUAGAUACAAGCCUGAUGAUUCUGCUCACACAGAAUCAAGCACUAAAAGACGGCACAGGUGUAAAGAGUGUGGGAAAGCCUUCCUUCAGCUUUGCCACCUGAAAAAACAUCAUUUUGUGCACACUGACCACAAACCAUUUUUGUGCACAGAAUGUGGCAAGAGCUAUAGUUCAGAAGAGAGUUUCAGAGCGCAUAUGCUGGGCCACAGCGGAGUACGGCCUUUUCCCUGCUCACAGUGUGAUAAAACAUACGGCACCAAGCGUGAUCUUCAAGAACACCAGGUACUGCAUACAGGCCAGCGUCCCUACAUCUGUCCAGAUUGUGGAAAAUCAUUUGCCCGUCGACCUUCCCUUCGUAUCCAUUGCAAGACACAUCAAGUUAAACAGCCAAACUCUACCUCUUCUGCCUACCAGUGUGUGAUAUGUGGACGGCACCUGGCCAAUCCAGGAUCACUGCGGAACCACAUGCGCCUGCACACAGGGGAACGUCCUUAUACUUGUCCCUACUGUCCCAAAUCAUUCCGUCAGCAAGGCAAUCUACGUGGGCAUCUUAGGUUACAUACAGGGGAGCGUCCUUUCCACUGCCAUUUCUGUGGAGAUGCCUUCCCACAGCAUCCUGAGCUGCUCCGUCAUCUGAUUUCCCACACAGGUGAGGCUUAUCUGUGCACAGUAUGUGGGAAAGCACUGCGUGAUCCCCACACAUUACGAGCUCAUGAACGCCUGCAUACAGGCGAGCGGCCUUUCCGCUGCCACCUUUGUCCCAAAUCCUAUCCUUUAGCAACAAAACUCCGACGUCAUCAGAAAGCCCAUCAUGAUGACAAACCCCAUCAGUGUAACAUUUGUGGCAUAGGCUACAGCCUCCCUCAGAAACUUCAGCGCCACAAGCUUGAGCACAAAGACGAUAUAGUCAAGGAUUCAUCCAAAUCUGACAUUAAAGAUCUCAAGGAUACUGCCAUUUCAGAGCAGCCUGCUGUGUUGGUAGUGCACACACUGAAUGUGGCAGAGCCUGGCAGGAAAGCAGAAGUCCUCGUCUCUAACACUAAGUACAAUGCAGCACAAGAGGGCUCUGCCCAGCACAAAAAUGUCAUUGAGAUUGCUGAGGGAGAAUGUAUCAUUGUGCAGGAGCAGGCUUCUCCCAAUAACAUGUUUAUUCUUCCAGAGGGUGUUGGUUUUAGUGCUGUGGCAGAAGUUACUGAGGUAGAAUUGGGAAGCUGAGCAUUGUGUUUAUUUUGGAUUAUCUGGAAUUUAUGUAUUUUAUUUAUUUAGAGAAUUGAUAAAGCCGCCAGUUCACUUUCAGUGACUCUAGGUGGCUUACAAAAACUUAAAAAUCCAAUGUACAAAGAAUAAAAACAAUAAUCCACCACCCCACCCCACCCCACCCCACCUUACCUUGGCAACAACAAACAAGCAAUUUGCUUUUUCUAUAAUUAUGAAAGGGCAGCAUGAUGUCUUAAAAUCACAGAAUGCCAGAGAAGUGCAGGUAUAGUUGGUCCUCAAUUUACAAUUGUAAUGAAGCAUCAUGGCUUCAAAAUCUAAAGGACUGGUUUGGACAACACUCAGCAGCACUUUUUCAUGCGGCUGUUGAUAAAAAUAGGAUUGCCAACAUGAUUGGCAAUGUCCAAUGACAGCUAUGGCACAAGAAGAAUAAAGCCUGCCCAUUAUAGUUGGAAGUUGUGUCCAUAGCCGUAAGUGGAGGACUAUCUGCAUUUAACUUCAAAUUUGGCUGAAUUAUCAAUAUCAGGGCCUAGAGCUUUUAUGAUUGAGUUGGAUGCUAGGCUCAGUGAAUAGAUCAGAAGUUAUUUAUUAAAAAUGUUCACUAACUAACUUACGCACAGUCAAUAUUGGUUUAAAUUGAGCGAGGACUGUUUGUAUCUAUUUGCAGUUCUUUAAAAAAAAUACAGUGGUAAUGCAGACAAGCAUUGAUCAAGUGGUUCAGUUAAAUAAUUUGAAUAACUCAGUUGGUUAUAUCCCUCCACAUGGAAUGUUUAAUGUGGCUCUGAGAGCAAUCUGUCUAUUGACUAGCCAAAUCAUGUGAUUGAUAAGUGCAUACAACUUCUGCAGGGUCAUACAUGAUGUAGGAUAGGCUAAAUUAAAAAAUUGCAGUCUUGCUGAGAAUUAUAUAUCCCGAUAGUUGUGAUGUAGACAAAAUAUUUCUUUUUGAGAUCAAGUAAAUAUUGAAAUUAAUAAAACAGUCUUUGCCAAGUCUCAUUAUUCAAUGUGGUGAAACUCUUAAUAUCUCUUAACUAUUGAUAUUUCAAUAUACUCUAAACUUUCUUCGUUCUCCCCCAUAAGUAGAACUUGGGUUUUUUUUCUUUAUUUAAUAAAUCCAAGUAAGCAUUAGAGGCCUUACAGUCUAUAUCCCAAAGGUGCUUUUUCAAGAGGUAACAAAUAAAAUCCUUCCAUUCCCCAUCAUCCAGUCAGAAGCUGAAGAAGCUUUUUGGAUGAGAAGCGAAACGUCUUCAAAGAGAAGCCAGAAAGUCCAGUUGCCUCUUGAAAAAGCACCUUUGGGACAACCAUGACCUAGAUGACAGAAUCUCCAUAGACAUUGUAAUAUAAUUUAUAUACUACAAAACAGAGGCUCUAUUUAAUAAUAAGGUAAACACAUUUGUUAGGGCCCAGAGAGGCAAAUACAAAAAAUUAUCUCUUUCCACUUGGGUUUUGCAGCAUAUGUUUCCAAGGAUAAAAUUAAGAAUAAGUCUCAAUUUAGUUGCCAGAUCUGUUUCUUCCUGUACUUUCUUAAAUGAUCCUUGCUUAUAAGAAUCAGGUUUUGCUCAUUACUUAUCUUGAUUCAUAUUAAAUGUAUGGUUCCCAAAAUAUUUAAAUAAAAAUAUUUUCCUACAAUA
Molecule: messenger RNA, 4170 nt
Organism: Pantherophis guttatus
Lineage: Eukaryota; Metazoa; Chordata; Lepidosauria; Squamata; Colubridae
Gene: ZNF408
Product: zinc finger protein 408
Biological process (GO): regulation of transcription by RNA polymerase II
Cellular component (GO): nucleoplasm
Molecular function (GO): RNA polymerase II cis-regulatory region sequence-specific DNA binding; DNA-binding transcription repressor activity, RNA polymerase II-specific
Source: RefSeq, a predicted model, not a curated record